AUGAAGAUACAAAAUUUAAUUGAAGAGAGGAAAACAAAGAUAACAGUUGAAAAAGAAAAAACUCUAGAAGCAGUCAGUUGUGAACAGAAUAAAGAAAAACCUCAUAAAAUUAAUAAGAAUUCUUUAUGUGAUGUAAUUAUAACCAAUGAAGAAAUUAAUAAGAAUUCUUUAUAUGAAGUAAUUGUGAUAGAAGAAGAAGAUAUAAUUGUGAUCAAUAAAGACGAUAUAAUUGUGAUCAAAGAAGAAGAAUUUAAUAAGAAUUUUUUACAUAAUUAG
This is a messenger RNA of Dentiscutata erythropus, 276 nucleotides long. The record is from the annotation of a GenBank genome assembly. NCBI's taxonomy places the organism in Eukaryota, Fungi, Glomeromycota, Glomeromycetes, Diversisporales, Gigasporaceae.